AUCAGUAAUGCAGUCACGUUGCAGAAGACAGUGGAGUAUAUCGGGAAGCUCCAGCAGGAGAGGCAGGCGAUGCAAGAAGAGGUCAAGAGACUACGAGAGGAGAUAGAGGAGCUCAACACUUCCAUUAACGUGUGUCAGGAGCAGCUGCCUGCGACGGGGGUACCAGUGAGGCGGCAUCGCUUCGACCACAUGCAGGAAAAGUUUAAUGAAUAUGUCAAGAGCCGCACUCUACAGAACUGGAACUUCUGGAUUUUCAGCAUCAUUAUCAAGCCGCUCUUUGAGUCUUUCAAUGGGAUGGUGUCAACUACAAGCAGAGCAGAGCUGUGUCAGACUACGCUGCAGUGGCUCGAUCGUCACUGCUCGCUUCCGGUGCUCAGACCCAUGGUGCUGAGUACUCUUCGCCAGCUGAGCACAACUACGUCCAUCCUCACCGAUCCAUCGCUGCUUCCUGAAGAAGCUGUCCAGGCUGCCACACGCACAGAUGCUUCGUCUUUCUCUCAGAGGAAUUGAGGUGACCCCUAAAGCCACCUGCCCCUCUUUAGCAUAAACCAUCAACAAAGGCAUAUCACUAGUUGUUCUUAUAGCUGUUGAGCAAGGUCACAACGAUAAAUCCAAACUAUGUCAGGCUUGUGUUCCCUCUGAAUGUAAGGCAGGGAGAGAUUUUGCUCUGUUGUACAUUGAAAGUUGGGAAUGAUGCAUGAAAGGACCUCAACAAUUUUGCAAAAAAAAAAAAGGCUUUUAUUACAUUGUGUUUAAAAUAACUACUACUUUCACCUGCUUGAGGUGACAAUCUUCUUCGUACUUUAUUGGAUGCUGGUACUUGUGGUUUAUUUCGUGAACAACAAUUUAUAUUUAAAGUAAAUGACAUUUUUAUUGCAAAAGCAACAAUGUGUUCAAAAGGGAAAUAAUAAAUGAAUGUUAAUUUUGUGCUCUUGCUCAGAUGUAUAAAUGUCUGGAUAUGACGCUUUUGUUUUUUCCAUCAAGAGAUGAGAUUAAUGUGGAUUUUGUAGGACUUGCUCUUAGCGUAGUUUAUGGUUUUAGGAGGCUUGAAAACCUUCCAGAAAGACUUCACAGCAGAUUGUAGAGCAUCGACUGAAACAUGGCGAAGCUGAUGGCUCGUGGGCCGGUCAGCGCCUAAUCAGUACCAGGAGGAUGCGAGUUUGGUUGUAUUUUCCAUCCCUAAAUUACUCAGGUGAAAGUUAUUUUGCCAGUUAACGGGCAUGGUUUUCUGGUGGUUUUCCGUCCAUGCCGAACUUCUGCCUUCAUACUUUUGCUCACUGUGUCCAUUUGUAGUGAUUUCAACUGCAAUUUACACACAGCAGCAGCAGCAGCAGCAGCAGUAGUAGUCAUCUUUAACAUGUUACACACAUGGAUACUACUGCGCAGGUCACAGCACAGUGGAGCAAUACUACUUACAGCCCUCAUAGGGAGCAUAGUGAAAUAGCAGUACACAAUAUAUUUAUAUUCACAUGUACAGUGUUAAAAGAUUUUUGCGCAGUAGGGGUCUUUUCUGGUCUUCGUCAGUGACUCAGGGCUACGCUUGUGUGCGUAAUGUUUUUUUUUUCCAUUCAUCUGAACAAAUCAAGUCAGGAUCCUUCUCUGCAGGAAUGCUUGUUGACUACAAGGGUACAGGUUAUGUCACGUGGUUUAAUUUUUUUUUUCUUCUUCUCAUGGUUACACUAAUUUAUAACGUGUUAACGACAGAAGAAAACAAUCAGUCUGUCACAUGAAGACAGCACACAGAAACUCAUAAGAAGCCAUAUCAAAGAGCAGUUUACCCAUCCGCACAGGUCAUUUGUUGUGUUACUGACAUUAUGGUUAACGGAGAACUGUGCUCUGUUGACGGCGUGAGAAUUAGACACGAUGCAGAUGUAGUUAGCAUGUCAGCUGUAAGGUCAAAGUGUCCUUAACUGUGCUGAUUUGUCUUUUCUUUGUUUUGUUUUUUUUGUGGUUCAGCACUCCUCAGGCAGACAUGGAUUUUUUUUUUUAUAUGUAUUUUUGCUUUCUUUUUGUGCAGAACAACUGAGUUUACGGUAGCACAAUGCACCACUUUGAUGGACGUGCAGCUUUUUGCGUGCAGUCUUUUCUUGUGAAUGUGGAUGAGUGUCUUUUAAAUGAGAGAUUUUUCUUGCUUUCAGGCUAAUUUGCCUGUCGGUGUAUAGAUGGUGGUAGCAGUGAUCAAAAUUCAACACUUUUUCAAUGCACAACUAUUUAGUGUUGCAAAACACACAUGAAGAGCUCACGUGUACCCCAAAAUAAUUUAUACAAAAAGUUCAAAUGCACCAAUGAAUGCAGCUAUGGUUGUCAUGAUUGCAAGUGAUAAAAUUUCCCUUUUUGACUUUUUGUUUUUUAAAGAAUUUUCUCUACUUCAAAGAAUGACAGCACAAAAAGGCCCCUAUGUUCACCUUAAGCUUAGCGUUUGUGUGAUGAUUUCAUUUGGUUUUCUUCCUCUUUCAUUCAGUGCUUUUAAAUGUUUGUCAUACCAGGUUGGAUUUCCAGCUGUUAUUUGCUGUUUUUAUGAGGGGAUUUUAUACCGGAUGAUGUACAGUGUAUCAUUGCAGAUUGGAUCUGCCCAUGUUAGUUCUUCCCACAUUUAGUAUUUUAUUUGUUUUAAGAAAAGAUAUUUUCUUAUGCUGCAUUUUAGUGUUUUUUUGUUUUCUUUGUAAAAUGUCUACAUGCAACAUGUAUAUUUUAAAAUGCCUUAAAUGAUUC
Messenger RNA from Stegastes partitus (bicolor damselfish), 2712 nucleotides. RefSeq names its product MLX interacting protein (gene mlxip). Lineage: Eukaryota; Metazoa; Chordata; Actinopteri; Pomacentridae. Gene Ontology annotation, molecular function: DNA-binding transcription factor activity, RNA polymerase II-specific; protein dimerization activity; RNA polymerase II cis-regulatory region sequence-specific DNA binding. The record is from RefSeq and is a predicted model, not a curated record. Gene Ontology annotation, biological process: regulation of transcription by RNA polymerase II. The annotation marks the transcript as partial. Gene Ontology annotation, cellular component: nucleus. The transcript has 4 exons.